This is a messenger RNA of Xiphias gladius (swordfish), 1375 nucleotides long. It is a transcript of the gene nop16, whose product is annotated as NOP16 nucleolar protein homolog (yeast). Lineage: Eukaryota; Metazoa; Chordata; Actinopteri; Istiophoriformes; Xiphiidae. The transcript has 5 exons. Gene Ontology annotation, cellular component: nucleolus. The record is from RefSeq and is a predicted model, not a curated record. Gene Ontology annotation, biological process: ribosomal large subunit biogenesis.
CACAACAAAUACGUGUUUCCUGCUGCUGCCGCACGUUGUGUCCCCGUCAGACCGACAAACCUCCGCUGUACCGAGAAAACAGAGAAGAAAAAAAAAAAAUACACAAAGAUGCCGAAAGCCAAGAAGUCGGGCAAGAGGAAGAGGUUCGAUUACAACCAAGACCGGAAGAAGAUGAAGAAGAAGUUCAUCAAGAAAUACAAUCCGAGGAUAGAAAAGUGAGUGCUGGACAGAGCGGGACGUUAGCAUAAGUCCCGGAACCUGCAGGAGAUGGGUCUGGCAUUUGACCCAAACCGCACUCUGCCAAUAAAGAAACAGAGACUCCUUGGCGUAGACAGAGAGACCAAAGUUCCCGUCAACAGCGUCACCAAGCCCUACGUUCUCAACCAACUGGAGGAGCAGGCCAGCCGUCCAGAGAAGGACAGCAAGACGUUAUCCUCCGACCUGAUCGAGUACGUCCAGUACAUGAUCCGAGAACACAGCGACGACUACAAGGCGAUGGCCAGAGAUGAGAAGAACUACUACCAGGACACACCCAAACAGAUCAAGAGGAAAAUCAACGAGUACAAGCGCUGCCACCCGCAGCACUACGAGGACUUCAUCAACACUUUGGCCGUUCCACAGCCGAUGGUCCAGUAGCGGGGUUGUAGACCCUGUUCGGGACUUGAUGUCCUUCCCCGCAUCAGGAAUGAGACGGGUCUCAUUCUGGAGAGACUGGAGAUUGUCAGACGACAGACAGGACAGUCAGACUGUGACAGAAUUCACAGAAGAGGACGAUUGAAUAAUUAAAACCUGCAGUGAGAGGAAGGACAUUUCUCUCGUGUUUCAUCCGCAGAUGUCUUUCCCAUCCCUCCCCCUCUUGUCCUUGUUAUCAAAUAGGUACAGGACGGGUUUCAGAUCUUCCUUUAAUGCUUCAGCUGUGUUGCCGUCGUGUCCGCAGCAUCAGGUUUCGCUCUGCAGCGGAGGCGCAUACAGUUGGGUGUCGAGAACGAGUUUCCAGACACGUUAAAAAGCGCAGAAAUUUGCAGUUUACAACACAGUUGGCCAAUUGACCCAGUUUGAGUCACUGAACUCUGAUCAGGUGGGUUAGAAUUACACGGUUCAGGUCUUAAUCCGAGUACAGAAAACCUCAUUGAGAUGCCUGAUUUGACUCCCAUAUUAAACAUCACAGAACGGAAACGUUGUAUUUUUCUUUAUUUUUUUUAUUUUUAUUCAAAAUUUUAACCUUUUGUUAAAAAAAUGUCGAUUUUGAUGCCACGAAAUAAAAAUGCAGUAUGUUGAGCCGGCAGACAUUUUUCUCUUUAAUAUUAAAUUUGACCUAAAUGAGAUAAAACAUUUGUUUUGGCUCGAGUGAAAUGUCUCGGUCAGGACGGUUUUG